Helicoverpa zea (corn earworm) is the source of this 1598-nucleotide messenger RNA. It is a transcript of the gene Dopr2, whose product is annotated as dopamine receptor 2-like. Gene Ontology annotation, cellular component: membrane. Gene Ontology annotation, biological process: adenylate cyclase-activating adrenergic receptor signaling pathway. The transcript is spliced from 3 exons. The coding region runs from base 1 to 1413 and encodes 470 amino acids. Gene Ontology annotation, molecular function: G protein-coupled receptor activity. The record is from RefSeq and is a predicted model, not a curated record. Lineage: Eukaryota; Metazoa; Arthropoda; Insecta; Lepidoptera; Noctuidae.
AUGAACGCGACGGACCCGGAUGUACUAGUGGCAAGAGGCCAACUGGACGCCCUGUACCGCGGGGAGUACGCACUGGACGCGGCCCGCCCGCUCGACUUCAACGCCUCCUUCGACAACGCCUCCGUCUACAACGUAUCCGACCCCGAGGAGCCCUGGAACGACUACAUCAAACUGCUCCAGGACAGAGCACUCCUCGUCUCCUUUCUUCUACUGUUCUCUUUAACCACCGUGUUCGGCAACAUGUUGGUAAUCCUCGCCGUGGUCCGUGAGCGCUACCUGCACACGUCUACCAACUACUUCGUGACGUCACUCGCGGUCGCCGACUGCCUGGUCGGUCUCGUGGUGAUGCCUUUCUCCGCGCUGUAUGAAGUGUUAGAACACACGUGGUUCUUCGGAGUGGACUGGUGCGAUGUGUGGCGGUCUCUAGACGUGUUGUUCAGUACGGCCUCCAUAUUGAAUCUGUGCGUGAUCUCGUUAGACCGGUACUGGGCCAUUACGGACCCAAUUACAUAUCCGAUGCGUAUGAGUGGCCGGAAGGCCGCUUUUCUAAUCGCGGCUGUGUGGGUGUGUUCGGGCGCGAUAUCUUUCCCCGCGAUCGCCUGGUGGCGCGCCGUGCGUGUUGAAGAAGUGCCAGAUUACAAGUGUCCGUUCACGGAAAACUUAGAGUACAUAAUAUUUUCAUCGACAAUAUCAUUUUAUUUGCCUCUGUUUGUGAUGGUGUUCACUUAUUAUCGUAUAUAUCGUGCAGCGACUAUUCAGACGCGAUCACUUAAAAUCGGCACUAAGCAAGUGAUGAGACCUAGUGGUGAGUUAGAGUUGACGUUGCGGAUACAUAGGGGUGGGACAGUGCGGCAGCGUAGUGACGCGUGUCACGGUGCGUGCACGCCGGAGGAGGCGGACCAGGAGCCGCUGACGGCGCUGCAGAACAACGGUCUGUCGCGAUCGUCGACACGUCUGACCAACGUGACGCACGGCAAGCAUUUGCCGAAAAACUUUUCGCUGUCUCGUAAGUUGGCGAAGUUCGCCAAAGAGAAGAAGGCGGCGAAGACGUUAGGUAUAGUGAUGGGUGUGUUCAUAGUGUGUUGGUUGCCGUUCUUCGUGGUGAACCUGCUGUCGGGUAUCUGCUCGGCGUGUAUCGCGCACGAGGAGAUCGUCAACGUGGUGGUCACGUGGCUCGGAUGGGUCAACUCUUCCAUGAACCCUGUCAUCUACGCGUGUUGGAGUAGAGACUUUAGAAGGGCUUUUCUUAGAAUUCUGUGCGUGUGCUGCCCCAGAAAGUUGCGUCGAAAAUACCAGCCGCAACUACGGUUCAAGCAGUCCCAAUUGCGCACGACUCGACGUUAUUACUCAUCGAGCGAACUGAUGGGCAUACAACAGCUCAGACAAAACUCCUGCGAACAGACAUACAUAUAGCGAAUCAGCUCCAUUCUAUACAUCGCUUCGAUUCUCCUCCAUAUUUCCAAGUGCCUUGAUGAAAAAAUUCAAUUCGUAUCUUCCAAAAGUUUCUAGAAUACUUUAUGCGAAUUAGGAGCUAUUCAGAGCCGUGCGAAGGAGCGUAAUCUCGACAGAUAUUAAGUAGACGUAUGUUGACAUGGUUC